GGAUCUGGUGUAGUUAAGGCUGGUUUCGCUGGAGAUCAAAUUCCAAAAUGUAGAUUUCCGAAUUAUAUUGGCCGGCCAAAGCAUACCAAAGUUAUGGCUGGUGCACUAGAAGGUGACUUGUUUGUGGGUCCUGUUGCAGAGGAACAUCGUGGCUUGUUAAGUCUUCGGUACCCAAUGGAACAUGGUAUAGUUAACGAUUGGAAUGAUAUGGAACGUAUUUGGUCCUAUGUUUAUAGUAAAGACCAGUUGUCGACCUUCAGCGAAGAGCAUCCUGUAUUAUUAACUGAAGCUCCACUCAACCCUUGGAAAAAUAGAGAAAAAGCUGCUGAAUUAUUUUUUGAAUCAUUUAAUGUUCCUGCUCUCUUUGUCUCCGUACAAGCUGUCUUAAGUCU
Molecule: messenger RNA, 392 nt
Organism: Copidosoma floridanum
Lineage: Eukaryota; Metazoa; Arthropoda; Insecta; Hymenoptera; Encyrtidae
Gene: Arp1
Product: Actin-related protein 1
Source: RefSeq, a predicted model, not a curated record